Molecule: messenger RNA, 2546 nt
Organism: Oncorhynchus gorbuscha (pink salmon)
Lineage: Eukaryota; Metazoa; Chordata; Actinopteri; Salmoniformes; Salmonidae
Product: serine/threonine-protein phosphatase 4 catalytic subunit B
Exons: 9
Coding region: 444-1379 (311 amino acids)
Biological process (GO): peptidyl-serine dephosphorylation; double-strand break repair via homologous recombination
Cellular component (GO): cytoplasm; nucleus
Molecular function (GO): protein serine/threonine phosphatase activity
Source: RefSeq, a predicted model, not a curated record
UAAAAAAGUGUGCAGCGCAUCAACUCUUCAUUUAACGGAUUACAUUUUGAACCGGACAGCAGCCAAUCAAAUUGUACCAGCUGAGAAAAAAGUGUGCGUGGCAGUGCAGAGGAAUGUCGACGGGUGAAUUCAGAUGGAGCCCUUGGAAAGACGAUACCCCAAAUUAUUAUUUUCGGAUAUAAAGACGACGCUGUAUCAACAAAAAAACAGAUUGCAACUUGCAAAACAUGCGGGAAGAAAACUACAGACGGAGGCGUAACAAUUUUCAACUUUGUUCGACAUUUGAAGCUGCACAAAGAACAAACUGCCUGAACAGCUAGAGAGUGUGUUUGUGUGUUCCCGGACCAGGGUGACUGAAGUAUACACACCCUGUGUUUACGAGGCUCCGUAGGAGACAACUCCAGACCCCAGAGUGAGGAUUGUGUGUGAGCCUCUCGCUCCAUAUGUGUGUGACAAUGGGGGACAUCAGUGAUCUGGACAGACAGAUCGAACAACUUAGGCGCUGUGAACUCAUCAAGGAAAAUGAAGUCAAAGCACUGUGUGCCAAGGCCAGGGAGAUUCUGGUAGAGGAGAGUAACGUACAGAGGGUGGACUCUCCAGUUACAGUGUGUGGGGAUAUUCAUGGACAGUUUUAUGACCUAAAGGAGUUGUUUAGAGUAGGGGGCGAUGUUCCGGAGACAAACUAUCUCUUCAUGGGUGACUUUGUGGACCGAGGCUUCUACAGCGUGGAGACGUUCCUGCUGCUCCUAGCACUCAAGGUGCGGUAUCCAGACAGGAUCACUCUGAUCCGAGGGAACCACGAGUCACGGCAGAUCACACAGGUCUACGGCUUCUAUGACGAGUGCCUCCGCAAGUACGGCUCGGUCACCGUGUGGAGAUAUUGCACCGAGAUCUUUGAUUACCUGUCCCUCUCUGCCAUCAUUGACGGCAAGAUAUUCUGUGUGCAUGGUGGCCUUUCUCCCUCUAUUCAAACUCUGGACCAGAUCAGAACUAUCGACAGGAAGCAGGAAGUGCCUCACGAUGGCCCCAUGUGUGACCUGCUGUGGUCUGACCCAGAAGACACCACAGGGUGGGGGGUGAGCCCGAGGGGGGCGGGCUACCUGUUUGGCAGUGACGUGGUGGCCCAGUUCAACGCGGCCAAUGACAUCCACAUGAUCUGCAGGGCCCACCAGCUGGUCAUGGAGGGCUACAAGUGGCACUUCAAUGAGACCGUGCUAACUGUGUGGUCCGCACCCAACUACUGCUACAGAUGUGGUAAUGUGGCAGCCAUCUUGGAGCUGGAUGAGCACCUGCAGAGGGAGUUCAUCAUAUUUGAAGCCGCCCCGCAGGAAACCAGGGGUAUUCCCUCCAAAAAGCCAGUGGCAGACUACUUCCUGUGACCUCUCACCCUGGAGGGAAUACGGAGCCUUUGGCUGUGUUCCCCUGCUCAGACGUUGCAUGCAUCAACCAAUGGUUGCGUGCCACAUCAUUGACUGUCGUCGACUGCUAUAUUGCUAUAACUUGAUGUGGUUAGCUGAUACUUAAAAUGUCUAUCCAGGGGUUGUAAGAUCUGGCAUGCGUUAGCAAUGCCUGGGCAGAGGAAUGCACCCUUUAUGUUAGGAUGGUUUCUUGUGUCUUGAACCUCUUUGGUUCUGUUUCAAACUGACCCCUAGACCAGGGGUAUACAACCCUGUUCCUGGAGUGCUGCAGGUACUGUACAAUUGUCUCAAGGCACCACAUUGAGCUACUAAGCUUAUUUAUUCCUUCCGCACACCAGGACCAGGGUUGCCUACCCCUGCCCUAGACACUUCUUGAUUCGCCACUGUAGAGAUGAAAGAGCUGUGUCAGUGUGAGCAAUAUGGCAGAAACUCCACCUACCCUAUCAGAGGAUGAGGUGGCGCUAUUACCAUACUGCUGAUACUGUCCUGGCCUUGGUUGGAAGAUCAUGAAGUAUCUAGUUGUGACUGCUUUGGGUCUGAAUGAAUCUGUGCCCAUUUCAGCUCUUUACAAUGGCCAUAGUUCUUUUUCUUCCUCCCCCCCUAUUAACUUCUCUUAUCCCCUCUCACCGCCAUUGAGUUAUUUGGUAUUUGCCCUUCCCCCUAAUCUUGUAGUAUUUUUACAUUUGAAAAUGUGAACAUUGUCCUACGGAUGGAGGGAUACUUGAAAGGAGAUGAAAGAAUAUUUUAAUCUGCAGAUAUAGGAAAUUAACCCAUUUCUGGGUUGAAUUUUCCAUAUGCAUAAUUUCUUACACAUUUUUCUUUUCUUUGAUUUUUGUAUAACUGUUGUUUUAAAGGAUGAAUUGCAAAAAUUAUUUUUCUUCAGUUUGCAAUUUCAGUGUCCUGUUUGCUUGUUUUCUCGAACUCAGUUUUCAAAAACAUUGUUCUCGAUGCUACUCAGCCUAAACAGCACCCACACUCAAACAAAAAUAAAGUAACUGGUUAAAUGGGAUCACUACACACAUUUUUUUUCUUUCUGUACCUUGUUGAUGCCUAUUGAUCCACAAAUCUCUGUAGGGUUCACUGUUGACUUUUGAUAUUGUGAAAAUAAAAUCUUUUUGUAUCAAUCUC